Molecule: messenger RNA, 2491 nt
Organism: Seriola aureovittata
Lineage: Eukaryota; Metazoa; Chordata; Actinopteri; Carangiformes; Carangidae
Product: SNARE_SNAP25N and SNARE_SNAP23C domain-containing protein
Exons: 8
Coding region: 258-968 (236 amino acids)
Biological process (GO): synaptic vesicle fusion to presynaptic active zone membrane; synaptic vesicle priming; exocytosis
Cellular component (GO): plasma membrane; SNARE complex
Molecular function (GO): voltage-gated potassium channel activity; syntaxin-1 binding; SNAP receptor activity
Source: RefSeq, a predicted model, not a curated record
AGGAGAGGGGCGGUGCAAAGAUGCUGAGGAGGGAUAACGGUGGAAGCAACAGGCAACAGCCGCAAAUCUGGACAAAAAACCCGCAGAGAAUCAAGAGAAGAGCUGAUGAAAGCUGCCAAAACCACCUGAUGCUGCAGCCUAAUCUGGUCGCCUGGGACUAAGCACACACACACACAUACAUAUAUACAUACACACAUAUAUAUAUAUAUAUAUAUAGAGAGAGAGAGAUAUAUCUAUAUAUAUCUAUAUAUGUAUAUAUGUAUGUAUGUAUAUAUAUAUAUAUAGAUAUAUAUAUAGUAUAUAUACACACAAACACACACACAACCAGCAUGGCAUCAGACCCGCCCAUCCUGACAGAGCAGGAGGAGCUGCAGAGGAGAGUCAAUCAGGUCACAGAUGAGUCUCUGGAUAGCACAAGGCGGAUGAUGCAGCUUGUUGAGGAGAGUAAAGAGGCCGGGAUCAUAUCUUUGGUUAUGCUGGAUGAACAAGGAGAGCAGUUGGAGCGUAUUGAGGAGGGCAUGGACUCCAUCAACAGGGACAUGAGGGAGGCAGAGAAGAAUCUGACAGACAUGGCCCAGUGCUGUGGUCUGUGUGCCUGGCCGAUCAGGAAACUCAAGGCCUUUGAGAAGAGCGGGGCGUACAAGGCAGUUUGGGGUGGAGCCUCUGGUCAGGACGGCGUCGUGUCCAAUCAGCCGCCGUUGUCGCGAGUCGUGGAUGAGAGGGAGCAAAUGAUCAUGAGUGGAGGAUACAUACGGAGGGUGACUAACGACGCCCGUGAGGACGAGAUGGAGGAGAACCUGGCUCAUGUCGGCAGCAUUGUUGGAAAUCUGAGGAGCAUGGCUCUGGACAUGGGCAACGAGAUCGACAUGCACAACGCCCAGAUCACUCGUAUCCGGGGCGAGGCGAUUCUCAACGUGUCCCGCAUCGACGCUGCCAACCAGAAAGCUAACAGUCUCAUGAAACGAUAGGAAAGGAAAGGAACGCGCUUCCGUUUUUUUUUCUUCUACAAAUUCAUCCUGCUUUUGCAAUUACAACAUUCUCGCAUGCUGUGCCAAUGUGCUGCCGCUGUUAUUCUCUGACUGACACAAGUCGCUUUUUAAGUUGUGUUUUGAGGAUGAGAACAUCAUGUAAUAUUAUUGCUGUCAUAUUCCUUCAGGGACUGUGUCCGUUAUUCCCACCGACCUCUGAAAUGUUCAUUAUCUCUUAUCUCAUGUUGUUGUAGUUUUCCUUUUCCCUGCUAUUACUAUAAUAUAAUGAUAGGGAAUCAUAGUUUUGCUGUGAUACUGGUAUCUUUUUGAAAUGUGUAAUGGAAUUAUUACAAAAAAUCUUUGUGGGGAUUUCACGAUGAGGCCUUUGUCACUUUAUAUUUCACGCUCCAUAUUACCUCUCAAGGUGGCCUCUGGUCACUCAGCAGAGUUAGAUCACAGGAAGCUGUAAUGAUCCCUGUGGAGAAACUGGGUCACUGCAGCAGCAGCACCGUCACCACCAACAGCAGCAGCAGAGAGCAGAAUCACACAACACCAAAUGUGUCAGUCAAGAAAUAAUGUCAGGAGGUGAAUAUGUGGGGAACAGCAGCGAAGAAGAGCGGCUCCGUGGGCCGGGGCGUGCAUCUUAAAACCAAUCAUUUGGCCUUUUUCUUCUUCCCGGGGUAAAUAGAGAAGUAAAACUCUUGUGUGUUCAGAAUAUAUGUUCAAAUUUUUCAUGAGAAAAAAUAUCAAACACAGCUAUCAGUAAGCAGUUUAUUUCUCAGUGUCAACAUCAUUGUGUACCACCCCUCCCCACUUUUCUGUAGUCUGAAAUGUUCCAGAGUGGUUGAAACACGUGCGUGAUGGUGCCCUCUGCAGGCUCAACCAGGUAUUGAGAAGUAGACUGAAACACGCAUUUGUCCCCAGAGGAGAAGCUCUGGCGACACCUAGCGAACAAACACGGGACCUGCUCUUCCUGGCCUCUCCAUCUUCUUUCUUCUCCAUGUUGAUAUAAAAUGGUGGUGAAAUGACUAUGGAUUGCUGUUGAUUUUUUUCCCCCCUUUAAUCUUGUUCCAUCAUUUGAGGGGGAAUCUGCAUCAUUCUUUUUGCUGACACUGUCAAGAGGCAUAUGAAUCAACAAGUCUUUGAAAUUUUUGUGCUUUUUGUGUCUGAAGUUUUUCAUAAGAACCAGUUACAUAAUUUUUUGGUUUACAUUCAUUUGCUGCUGUGGCUGUUGGCUCUCUGGGCAUACUGUUCACAAGCAACCAGUCGUGUCUUUAACUGUGAUCUAGAGUAAUGCUGUAAUUCAGAUCCUAUGGUUCAUGUGUAUUAGUGUUAUCAUUUGCAUAUGUUAGUUCAAUUAAGCUGGUGACCUUUGCUGACCUAAACAGGCCUUCAGUUCUGACGGCAUGUUUCAGACAACUAUUAGGAUCAGGUGGCACAACACUACUGAGCAUGUAUACUGGUGUGUUGUGAUGAAAUGUCAAAUAUCAACAUCAUGGAAUAAAGAAAGGUGCAGAAAUGUA